GUUGUUUCUGUUUGUAGCAUUUGGGCAACAUUUCUUAUGACCUUACCUCCAUAACUUUAUUUAACAGCAGCUACAUCUGUGUGUUAGUGUUACAGGAACAAUGCACCUAAUAUAUCGACGUUUAUAAAUGUAAAGUUAGCAGCGCAUUUAGCUGUAAACAGAUGAUUCAUAACACAAGUUCAUGUUAGCAUCAGGGUCUAGUUAGAACACAUCAUGGAGAGGAGGAGCUAGCUGGUCUUAACUCAGUGGUAAUGUAACAACUUAAUUUACAUUAACAAGCAGAUUCAUGUUAUACUAUAGUUGAAGUUGUCCAUUUUAAUAUGUCUGCCCUGUAUCGAAGCGUUGUGUUCAACCGUGUUUCCAAGUUAAACACAUGUUUGAUACAAGUCAUGAGAUUUGGGUAUAAUGCGCCUCCUCCACAGUGGAAGACACCCGACAGCCUCCAGAGAGCUGGAAACACAAGCAGAUCACAGGACACAACUAACCCCAAAGCUAUGGCUAAUAUUUCUAGAAAGCUCAGUGUUUCUUGUUCAAGGUGUCUCUCUACUUCACCUGAGAGUGGAGCUAAUCGAGUGAAAAGAGUUUCUAUCGAGGGCAACAUUGCUGUUGGAAAGUCCACCUUUGCAAGACUCUUGCAGUCGGCCUGUCCGGACUGGGAGGUUGUGGCAGAACCCGUCAGCAAGUGGCAGAACAUUGAGAGUGGUGCAUCGAAGGGGACAGACGCCUCCCCCCAGACCACAGUCAGCAACUUGCUGCAGAUGAUGUACCAGGACCCUGAGCGCUGGUCCUACACCUUUCAGACGUUUUCCUGUAUGACCCGGCUGAGGACGCAGCUGCAGCCUCCUCCUGCUCGCCUGCUGCGCUCAGAGGGAGUGCCGGUCCAGGUGUACGAGCGCUCCGUCUACAGUGACAGAUACAUCUUUGCCCUGAACAUGUUUGAGCUGGACUGCAUCAACUCUACAGAGUGGGCUGUCUAUCAGGACUGGCACUCCCUCCUAGUGGAACAGUUCGGACACCAGGUGGAGCUAGAGGGCAUCAUCUACCUCAGAGCCCCACCAACGACAUGUUUGGAGCGCCUGCACCGACGAGGCAGGGCAGAGGAGAAGGGAGUGGAACUGGACUAUCUGGAAAAGCUACACGUUCAACAUGAGAGGUGGCUGGUUGAAAAGAGCACUGAAACACAUUUUGAGAAGUUGAAGCAAAUACCUGUGUUACAACUCGAUGCCAGUGUGGAGUUUAAGAGUGACCCAGUCGUGCAGGAGGAAUUUAUAACAAAGAUAAAGAACUUCUUCAGUGCUUUAUGAGAAGACAUCAUCCGAUACAGUCAGCAGCGGGUAGCAGAUGAAACCAGUCGGACCUCAGUCAGACAGACGAACCUCUCAGAGUGAAGGAAAUGGAGUUACAUACAAGUUUUCUCUUAUUAAUAAGCUGCAGGAUCACAAUAUAUGAAACACGCAGCUUGAGUUUUGUCUGUAUAGAAAUAUGACCUCUACAUAGACUUCUCAUUGUAGAUUUUUAAAAUCUUUUUGUAGUUUGCAUGUUUUUAAUUUGUAUUUGCUCUGGGUAGUAUAAGUUCAUUCUACUGUACUGUUUACUCCUAUCUAUAAUAUGACCAUUUCAAACACUGUUUACUGAUCAUCCUACAUUUUCUUUACGUUAUUGUUCAACACAUUCCUAACUGACAAGGAACCAGCCAUCA
Molecule: messenger RNA, 1699 nt
Organism: Notothenia coriiceps (black rockcod)
Lineage: Eukaryota; Metazoa; Chordata; Actinopteri; Perciformes; Nototheniidae
Gene: dguok
Product: deoxyguanosine kinase
Exons: 7
Coding region: 321-1304 (327 amino acids)
Biological process (GO): nucleobase-containing compound metabolic process
Cellular component (GO): cytoplasm; mitochondrion
Molecular function (GO): deoxyguanosine kinase activity; ATP binding
Source: RefSeq, a predicted model, not a curated record